AUGUCUGAAAAGGAGGAAGCUAUCUUUCGUUCAGCAGAGAUGUCUCUGUUGCAAUUCUACAUUCCUCAAGAAAUUUCUCGUGAUGCAGUCUAUACCUUAGGUGAACUUGGUAUUGUUCAGUUUCGUGAUUUGAACUCUAAAGUUCGUAGUUUCCAACGUUCAUUUGUCAAUGAAAUCAGAAGACUUGACAACGUUCAAAGACAACACCGUUAUUUCUUUAAAUUAUUGCAAAAACACGGUGUACCUUUGUUCGAAGACCCAAAUUUGAUGUUCCAGGAUACUACUGAAACUGGCAGUGACGCUUCCAGCCAUGGUCCACAUCUACCUAUUAGUAGUUCUGUCAUUGAUGAUCAUGUUCAAAAUGGUACUUUACUUGAAGAAAGACUGAUUCAAAUUGAAAGUGCUGCAGACCAAAUUCAACUGAAGAGAGCGGACUUAGAACAAUACAGAGCUGUCCUACAAUCUGGUGAUGAAUUUUUCUCUACCCAGGACGCUGCUCAAACAUCUAUCGCUUCAUUAAGAAGAGAAAGUAUUAUCAGUGAAGGUAGAGGACCCGCUGAUGACAGUGCAAUUAGAACCCACGUUAAUUUUGUCACAGGUGUCAUUCCAAAGGAUAAAGUUAACACUUUGGAACAAAUCCUAUGGAGAACAUUAAGAGGUAAUUUAUAUUUCAAACACGUUGAAUUAACUACCCCAUUCUACGAUACCGUCACAAAGGAUUUUGUACAAAAGGAGGCGUUUAUUAUCUUCUCCCCAGGUGACUUGAUCAUUCAAAGAAUUAGAAAGAUCGCUGAAUCUCUAGAUGCUAAUUUGUACGACAUUGAUAAUAACGAACAUAUUAGAUCUCAACAAUUGAGUACAGUUAAUCAAAAUCUAGAUGAUUUAUACAAGGUUCUUGACACUACAAACAAGACUUUAGAGAGUGAAUUAUAUGCAAUUGGUAACGAAUUGAACCAAUGGUACCAAGACGUCUCAAAGGAAAAACUUAUUUUUGAAACGUUGAACAAAUUCAACUUUGACUCAAACAGAAAGACAUUGAUCGCCGAAGGUUGGGUCCCAACUGAUGAAAUUGAUUGUCUACAAGAUGCUUUAACUGAAAUGACUACCAGGUUAGGGAUCGACGUCCCAUCUAUUGUCCAAGCUCUGGAAACCAACAGAACUCCUCCAACUUUCCACAGAACAAACAAGUUUACUGCAGGGUUCCAAAGUAUCGUCGACUGUUAUGGUAUUGCUCAGUAUAGAGAAAUCAAUGCAGGUCUACCUACCAUUGUUACUUUCCCAUUCAUGUUUGCCAUUAUGUUCGGUGAUAUGGGUCACGGUUUCAUAAUGUUAUUAGCUGCAUUAGCACUUGUCUUAAAUGAAAAGAAAUUAAACAGAAUGAAGAGAGAUGAAAUUUUUGAUAUGGCUUUCACCGGUAGAUACAUUGUCUUACUGAUGGGUUUCUUCUCCAUGUACACUGGUUUCCUAUACAACGAUAUUUUCUCCAAAUCAAUGACUAUUUUCAAGUCAGGUUGGGAAUGGCCAGAACACUUCAAGAAAGGUGAAACCUUAUUUGCCAAGUCAGUUGGCACUUAUGCAUUUGGUUUAGAUUGGGCAUGGCACGGCACUGAGAAUGCAUUGUUAUUUUCUAAUUCAUACAAAAUGAAACUUUCUAUCUUAAUGGGUUUUAUUCACAUGACUUAUUCUUACAUGUUUUCUCUUGUCAAUCAUCUAUAUUUCGACUCCAUGAUUGAUAUUAUUGGUAAUUUCAUUCCAGGUUUAAUUUUCAUGCAAGGUAUCUUUGGUUACUUAUCUGUUUGUAUUGUUUACAAAUGGUCAAAGGAUUGGAUUAAGGACGGUAAAGCUGCUCCAGGUUUAUUAAACAUGCUAAUUAAUAUGUUUUUGGCUCCAGGUACCAUCGAUGAUGAAUUAUACCCACAUCAAGCCAAGGUUCAAGUUUUCUUAUUGAUUGCUGCAUUGAUCUGUAUCCCUUGGUUAUUAUUAGUUAAACCAUUGCAUUUCAAAUUUACUCAUAAGGCUGAAGGUACAAUUGCUUUACCAACAAGUGAUGAUGUUGAACACAAUGUCUCCACCACUGAAGAUAAUGGUGAUCGUGAAUUCAGUAAUGAGGAAGUUGAUGAAAUUUAUGAAGGUGAUGAUGAUGACGAAGGUACUGGUAAUCAUGGUGAAGAGUUCAGUGACAUUAUGAUUCAUCAAGUUAUCCAUACAAUUGAAUUCUGUUUGAAUUGUGUUUCCCAUACUGCAUCCUAUUUACGUUUAUGGGCUUUAUCCUUGGCUCAUGCUCAAUUAUCUACUGUUUUAUGGACUAUGACAAUCGAAAUUUCAUUUGGUAUGAAAGGUAUUGUUGGUGUAUUAAUGACAUUUUUCCUUUUUGCUAUGUGGUUUGUUUUAACAUGCUGUGUUCUUGUUGUCAUGGAAGGUACAUCAGCUAUGUUACAUUCUCUACGUCUACAUUGGGUUGAAUCUAUGUCUAAGUUUUUCGUUGGUGAUGGUAUUCCAUAUGAACCAUUUGUCUUUGGUUACAAUGAUAUGGAAACUGCUGUCGAAAAUAGUACUUCAAGCACUAGCGAUUAG
This is a messenger RNA of Maudiozyma saulgeensis, 2574 nucleotides long. The record is from the annotation of a GenBank genome assembly. NCBI's taxonomy places the organism in Eukaryota, Fungi, Ascomycota, Saccharomycetes, Saccharomycetales, Saccharomycetaceae.